AUGUGGAUUCUUCCAUUGAUCGGCUACGCAGGCGCCAUUGGAGGCUUCUGCUUUCUGACGCUCGCCAUCGCAUCCGGCCUCUACUACCUGUCCGAGCUCGUGGAAGAGCACACCGUCAUGGCCAAGCGCCUGCUCACUCGUCUCAUCUACACCAUCAUCGGCGUCCAGCUCGCCCUGUGGCUGGUGGACGGAUUCCCCUUUGGCGCGACUGUGCUCGGGGUUUUCGUUCACGUCGUCUACCUGGGCAACAUGCGAAGGUUCCCGUUUGUGAAGCUGUCUGACCCUUUGUUCCUGCUGUCAUGCGUCUUGGUCCUCGUCCAUCAUUACGUCUGGUUCCGAUACUUCUCCAACGCCCAGACGCGCGCGUACCAGCGAUCCUCAUACUACGACCAGGCCGACCUGCCAAGCUUCUCCAUGAUCGCCUCCUACUUUGGCCUCUGUGUGUGGCUGGUCCCGUUUGCGCUCUUCGUCAGCUUGUCUGCCAGCGACAACGUACUGCCUACCAUGGGCACCGAGCCAUUGCGCGGCGCCGACGGCAAGCCCAAGCCGCAGGGCAUGGUGAAGGCGCUGGUUGAUUAUGUUCGGGGCGCCAUCGGCGCCAUUGCUGGCUCCAAUAAUUUGGGACGACCGUGA
This is a messenger RNA of Metarhizium album ARSEF 1941, 633 nucleotides long. Its product is annotated as DUF396 domain protein. The transcript has 2 exons. Lineage: Eukaryota; Fungi; Ascomycota; Sordariomycetes; Hypocreales; Clavicipitaceae. Bases 1 to 633 code for a protein of 210 amino acids. Gene Ontology annotation, cellular component: COPII-coated ER to Golgi transport vesicle; Golgi membrane; endoplasmic reticulum membrane. Gene Ontology annotation, biological process: endoplasmic reticulum to Golgi vesicle-mediated transport. Gene Ontology annotation, molecular function: COPII receptor activity. The record is from RefSeq and is a predicted model, not a curated record.